AUGACGACCUACACCGUUGCUAAGGAUGCCAGUCUUGGAGGAACAUAUGAAGGAGCAGAGCCCAUGGGUCUACUGUGGAGCAUGCAGCCUGUUCCAGGCAGUCGGACAGGCCUCAGGUUGAGAAAGAUGGAUGUCCUCACUCCUAUGGUGGUACACAUCUCUGUGUACAGUGGGCACAUGACUGAGGGCUUCAGCAAGCAGUCUCCUCUAGCGACCGUUGUCACAGAACGAUGGUACAUGGCACCGGGUGUGUGCAGAAUUGACAUCAGGGAACAUGGAGUCCGAGGGACCCUCUUUUUACCUCCAGGUCCUGGACCCUUCCCUGGGGUGUUGGAUAUGUGGGGAGGGGGUGGGGGGCUGGUGGAGUACCGCUCUGGCCUCCUGGCGUCACACGGUUUUGUUUCCAUGGCGCUAGAGUACCUUUCCCAUGACAAGAACAGAACCUCAGACAUCGAAUCAAAAACCUACUUUAAGAAAGCGUUCAGGAUUGUGCAGGAGCACCCCCUGGUGAUGAAGGACAGAGUUGCUCUGUUUGGUCUCUCCUUAGGCGCGUCAGUCGCCCUCAACUUGGCAGCCUACUCCAAAGACAUCAGCCCCAGAUGCUGUGUGUGUAUCAGUGGGAGUCACAUCCACCGGGUCAACCAGGCUUUCAGCAAAUUGUUUAGAAAGAUGAACAAGGAUAGGUAUAAGAUCCGAUUUGAUGAAGAGGGCCGUCUGGUCGCGAGAGACAUCAUUCUGCCUAUCCCAACCGACCUUGGAGAGAAAGUGGAUAUGGGGAGGAUAAAGUGUCCAUUGAUGUUGGUCGUCGGGGAGGAUGAUCAGAACUUGGCGACAGUGGAGUCUGCCAAGGACAUGACCCAGAUGAUGCGUGCAGCGGGUAACGAGCACCUGCUGACCAUUCUACAAUACCCUGAUGCUGGACACCUCAUUGAGCCGCCCUACACACCCCACUUCAGAGCCAGCAACUUCAUGGUGCAGCAAACACGACAGAAAGUGAUGGUGUUGUGGGGAGGGUACACCAAGCCGCAUGCCGAUGCUCAGGAAGACUGUUGGGAGAAGAUCCUUAGCUUCCUACGGCAACACCUCUACCCCAGUCCCGACUCUGUCCCUGAGGCCAAGCUGUGA
Oncorhynchus keta (chum salmon) is the source of this 1125-nucleotide messenger RNA. RefSeq names its product peroxisomal succinyl-coenzyme A thioesterase-like. NCBI's taxonomy places the organism in Eukaryota, Metazoa, Chordata, Actinopteri, Salmoniformes, Salmonidae. The record is from RefSeq and is a predicted model, not a curated record. Bases 1 to 1125 code for a protein of 374 amino acids. Gene Ontology annotation, biological process: fatty acid metabolic process; acyl-CoA metabolic process. The transcript is spliced from 9 exons. Gene Ontology annotation, molecular function: fatty acyl-CoA hydrolase activity.